AUGAACGAACUGGUUUGUGUCGCACGUGUCUCGCGCGAUACCAUACCCAUGUACUGCACUAUUCACUCAUUAGGACUAGCUCCUUUCUCGUACAACCUUACAACACACUCGUACAAUCCACUUUGUUUGGAUCUCAAUACCUUGUCGACUCGCUUACCGUAUGACCCCUUCUCAGCUCAUGCAAGAGUUUGUGCUUUCGGCUCGAUACGUCCGCGGAGGAGCUUGAGCGUAGACGUAAAUUUCCCCCUGCUUACAAUAAACCUAGCGUGCGUUGCAGACCCACAGUGGCGUUAUGGCCCCUGCAGGAUAGCUCCGUCGAACUCGCCGGGCCGCCGCAUCCCAGCUUUAGGACGCGAUGUCACUCACCUUCUUUUUAUUUCCAAACCUUGUAGAAAGGACCUGGAAGAGCUGUCACGGCGAGACCGAUGUCGCGAAGCCAGCGGUAAAACCGCGCUCCGCCCUUACGGGUUGUUCGAAAAUUUCUUUUUGCCUCAACACGUUGUCCUUAACCCGAAUACAUAUUUCCAAGCUUCUUCGAUUUCCCUUCGCGUUGCAAAAGCUGCCGCUGACCCCCCAUUUCAAAAUCUCACUCUUAAUUCGCCACGAACAGCUACUAACCCAACUCACCUGCACUCACAUUCAGACAGCACUGAGUCACACCUCGGUGGUGGCAGCCGUGGCGUUCUGGACUGCGCCUCAUCGCUCAGCCGCACCACCGGGGCUGGUACUUCUCUGUCGCCAUCAUGCUUCACACGAACUCGGUUGGAAAAGCCUCUAAGCAGAACAAUGUGGCCUCUCCUUGCGCUCUCUGCCUCCCUGCACUUCGCUCAAUUGGUUGCGGCUGAGCCAGUCGCACCUGGGAACUGCACACUCCCCCCAACUUCACCACUACGCUUCAGCGACGACUGCAAGCUUCUAUGCCGUUCUGCGAGAUGGACCGAUGUUCUAAUAUUCUAUCUCGGCAACUAUGCCGCACACGCCGCAACUACCAAGCGCUCUCCAGGCGAGUCUGUCUAUUCCUCGAUCAAUUCCAUUAUUGCGGCUCUCUUCUUUCCAACCUCCGGAGUCGUCCGCGGCACGAAGGCGAUCUUGAGCGGAGCUAUCUUUGCAAACACGGAGCUUCAAACCGCCGCGAAGGCGGGGGCAAUCUACGCUGUUAAACGUUUCUCCUCCCCGGAACCCUGGUUCCCCGACGGUGUAUGUCUCGAACCACCGACAGUACGAAAACGGGAUCUAGUCAUGAAUUUCACAUCUCUCAAGAUCCAUGGCAGAAUCUCAUUGCCCGCGUCAUGGUACCUAGAGCCAGUAAAAUCAGAUACCGAGUUCGAAAACGACACACCCAGACCAGGUGGAAUCUUCGAACCCUUCAAGUCACCUUUCCGCCGUCCAGACCAACGACGAGUACGACUGGCGAAUUCCUACAGUGCUGUCAAAUCUAUCGUUGCACUCAUCCAAGCUUAUUUCGCCAUCGCUACGCUCUAUCGUUCCCGCGGUACCCAGAUCGACAGGUUCGGAUACGCCGCUUUUGGAUUGACAGUUGCACCAUAUGCUUUCAUGUCUGUUGUCAAUCUCUUCGGAAACUUGAUCUGUCCAGAAUAUCCCGCUGUAUUCAUUGUCGAAAACGCUGAAUUAGACCGGCUGAGAGAGUGUAUUGCCUCUGCUGGGAAGCAAGAGGAGUUCUUCGUUGAAGGUACCGUAGGCAGAAUUACCUUGGCAUCGGACCAGCCCAUAAUUGAUGACCCCGAAAUUGAACGUGCCAGAUUUGAACGUUCCCUCAAAAGAUUGUGGGUCAAAAGGAUCCCGAAAGACAUCGCGAAAGACAUGAUCGCCAUCCCCGCUCUGACAGGGGCAGUCCCGAUAUCAAUAGUCGGCGGUCUAUCCGGAUUCAAAGAAGGCCAAAGCACACAUUCACAGCGUGUUUGGACAAUGACAUGGUUGGUAUUUGGCAUUUUUAUGGGUGUUAGCUGCGCAAAAUAUCUCCGACCUACUGGAGAAAGUACCCCGCUUCAAUUCCUUUUUAUAUUCUUCGCGGUACUCACAUAUGGUGUAUCAGCUGUGGGAGGCUUUGUUGUUGUGGGUCAAAUGAUCACUCAAUAUGGCACAUGCGUCAGCGUUCGCUCCGCACCACUCCGCCAUGACAACAAAAAUGUACAAAUAAUCAACCAACGGAUCAUUCGCGUGGGGAAUAGUAUAUAUGCGAUACUGUGGCCGGCGCCAAACGUUACUGACGUGCUGCUAACUGAAUUCGGCGAGGGAAUAUCCCUAUCAUUAUCAUUCCGCAACCGCCCCAUAUCUCGCGGGAGGUGGAAGGGUGGCUUUCUAGAGUGGCAAGCCGAGGUCCUUGUAAACAAUACCACCCGACCGUUACCCAAAGACCUAAUUGCGGUGCAGCUGAAUCGGCAUGACCCCAUACCCGGUCUCCACGUGGGUAAUUCUUCCACCGGCACGAUUAUAUUAGCAAACGGAACGACAAGUAAUGGAACGAAGAGCGUUACAACAUCAGUCAUUGAAUGUAACGUUGGCUGCUUCAAUGUCCUAUCUAUUGCUUCUAUCCUAAUGGUUAUUGCUAGUCUAUUUCACCCCGUUAUUCAUUACUCUCUCACCCUAGAUAUCUCGAGCCUCGCGACUAGGAACAAUCUAUAUAUACCGCUUCUCACUGCCGGAACUUCGUGGAGGCGUACGACCGUGCCGAACUCCCAAAGAGCAUGA
Messenger RNA from Lindgomyces ingoldianus, 2709 nucleotides. RefSeq lists its product as uncharacterized. Lineage: Eukaryota; Fungi; Ascomycota; Dothideomycetes; Pleosporales; Lindgomycetaceae. The transcript is spliced from 11 exons. The record is from RefSeq and is a predicted model, not a curated record. The coding region runs from base 1 to 2709 and encodes 902 amino acids.